CCCUCACCUAUUAACAAUCACUUCCCAUUUAUCUCUCCCAGCAAGACAGGGACUGCCACUAAUCUACUCUUUCUCUGAAUUUACCUAUUCUACACAUUUUAUGUAAAUGGAAUUAUACAAUGUGUGGCCUUUUGUGUCUGGCUUCUUUCACUUACAAUUUUUUUUUUUUUUGAGAUGGAGUUUCGCUCUUGUUACCAGGCUCGAGUGCAACGGCGCGAUCUCGGCUCACCGCAACCUCCGCCUCCUGGUUUCAGGCAAUUCUCCUGCCUCAGCCUGCUGAGUAGCUGGGAUUAAAGGCACACGCCACCAUGCCCAGCUAAUUUUCUGUAUUUUUAGUAGAGACGGGGUUUCACCAUGUUGACCAGGAUGACCUCUUGACCUCGUGAUCCACCCGCCUCGGCCUCCCAAAGGGCUGGGAUUACAGGCAUGAGCCACCGCGCCCGGAGCCCGGCCCUCACAAUGUUUUAAGAGUUCUGGCCGGGUGCGGUGGCUCACCCCUGUAAUGGCGGUGAGCCGAGAUUGCGCCAUUGCACUCCAGCCUGGGUAACGAGCGAAACACCGUCUCAAAAAAAAAAAAAGUUUAUCCAUGUUGUAGUGUAUGUCAGAACUUCAUUCUUUUUUUAUCACUGAAUAAACUUCAUUCUUUUUUAUCACCAAAUUUAUUUUCCAUUGGUUGUAUAGACCACAAUUUAUCCAUUCAUCCAUUGAUGAACAUUUGGGUUGUUACCACCUCUUGGUUAUUGUAAAUAGCGCUGCUGCGAACAUUCACAAGUAUUUAAGUACCUAUUUUGAAUUCUUUAGGGUUUAUACGUAAGUGCAGAAUUGCUAUGUCAUAUGGACAUCUUGUUUAACUUUUGUGGAACUGUCAAAGCAACUGGCUGCACUGUUUUACAUGCCCACCAGCAAUGUACCACGGUUCCUAUUACUCCACAUCAUCUCCAACACUUGGUAUUUUCAAUUUUUAAAAAACCUUUUUUCUUUUCUUUUUACUUUCCUUAGUCUUGCCAGUGUCUUAUUUUUUUUUUUUUUUUUUGCCUUUUAAAAUAACCUAGCUUUUAGUUUUAUUCAUCAUUUGCUCAUCAAUUCAAUUUUUUUUUUUUUGAGACGAAGUUUUGCCCUUGUUGCAAAUGGCAUGAUCUUGUCUCAUUGCAACCUCCGCCUCCUGAGUUCAAAUGAUUCUCCUGCCUCAGCCUCCUGAGUAGCUGGGAUUACAGGCGCCUACCACCACGCCCAGCUAAUUUUUUGUAUUUUAAUAGAGACAGGGUUUCACCAUGUUGGCCGGGCUGGUCUUGAACUCCUAACCUCAGGUGAUUCAACUGCCUCAGUUUCCCAAAGUGCUGGUGUGAGCCACCACAACCCCACAAUUCCAUAUUAAGUUUUAUUUUUUAUUAUUUAUCUUCUCCUUUUGGGAAGAUUUAUAUUGUUUUCCCCCCUUACUUUCUUAAGUUAAAUGUUUAGUUCAUUUAUAAUUAUUUCUUUUUUUGAAGUGGAGUUUAACUCUUUUUGCCCAGGCUAGAGUGCAGUUACACCAUCUCAGCUCACUCAACCUCCUGAGUAGCUGGAAUUACGGGUGCCUGCCACCAUACCCGGCUAAUUUUUGUAUUUUUAAUAGAGAUAGGGUUUAACCAUGUUGACCAGGUUGGUAUUGAACUCUUUUUUUUUGAGACGGAGUUUCGCUGUUGUUACCCAGGCUGGAGUGCAAUGGCGCAAUCUCGGCUCAUUGCAACCUCCACCUCCCGGGUUCAGGCAAUUCUCCUGCCUCAGCCUCCCGAGUAGCUGGGAUUACAGGCACGCACCACCAUGCCCAGCUAAUUUUUUGUAUUUUUAGUAGAGACGGGGUUUCAUCAUGUUGACCAGGAUGGUCUCGAUCUCUUGACCUCGUGAUCCACCCGCCUCGGCCUCCCAAAGUGCUGGGAUUACAGGCUUGAGCCACCACGCCUGGCCCGGUAUUGAACUCUUGACCUCAAGUGAUCCAUCUGCCUGCCUUGGCCUCCCAAAAAUUUGGGAUUACAGGCGUGAGCCACUGUGCCCAGGCUUAUAAUUCUCGUAAAAGUCUUAAUUUCACUAAUAACAUUUCUCUUUUCAUGGCCAAGUGAGGUGGCUCAUAUGCAUAAUCCCAGCACUUUGGGACGCUGAGGCUGGUGGAUCACUUAAGGCCAGAACACCAUAGUGAGACCCCAUCUCCACAAAAAAUAAAAAUGAACCAGUGUGCUGGCACACCUGUAGUCUCAGCUACUUUUGAGACAAAGUUUCGCUCUUGUUGCUCAGGCUGGAGUGCAAAUGGCACAAUCUCAUCUCAUUGCAACCUCCGCUUUCUGGGUUCAAAUGAUUCUCCUGCCUCAGCCUCCUGAGUAGGAGGAUUCUCCUGAGGUAGGAGAAUCACUUGAACUGAGAAGGUUGAGCAGCAGUGAGCCAUGAUCACACCACUGCACUCCAGCCUGGGUGACAGAGCAACAACAAAAAUAAUAGUAAUAAAAUAUUUCUCUAUUGUUACAACCGAAUCUGAUUUUCUUUUCUUUUUUUUGAGACGGACUCUCACUCUGUUGCCCAGGCUGGAGUGCAGUGACAUGAUCUUGGCUCACUGCAGCCUUCGACCCCUCAAUUCAAGCAAUUCUCCUGCCUCAGCCUCGGGUGUAGCUGGGAUUACAGGCAUGCGCCACCAGGCCCAGCUAUUUUUUUUCUAUUUUUAGUAGAGAUGGAGUUUCACGACAUUGGCCACAGUGGUCUUGAAUUCCUGACCUUGUGAUCUGCCUGCCUCGGCCUCCCAAUGUGCUGGGAUUACAGGCAGGAGCCACCAUGGGUAGCCGGAAUCUGAUUUUCUAAACUCAAUUCAAUAGCACUUUGUUCUACUGCUAAUUGAAAAAGUCUCUCUAAAGUGAGAUAGGUUAGGCUGAGGUUAUUUUUCCUUUCUGUUGGGUGCAUGGUCAAAAUUUGACAUAUGAAUUUCAGUGAUUCUUUCCUAGUGCUCAUUUAGGUAUUAUUAGGCCAUUUACUACCAACUCCAAGGCAGUGACAGCUUGGAGAGCACAUCCUUGCUACUACCCUGUUGUUUCAGUGGCACUUUCUAGCUAAGAUUCAGUCACCUUUCCUCCAGAUGGUGGUGCGGCAUUCCCAUACCGGCCUCCAGAGUAUCUCCCCCAAAUUCAUUUAGAUCAGCCCAACCUUGGAAAAUGCCAAACUGGGUCAUGCUGUUUGAGCCUAAUAAUCUUUCCCACAGCAGUAGGAAUUGUGAUGGGAAAAAAAGAAAAGAUGGAGGGUGGGGUUUCCCAAUGUCUCCAGUAUUUACCACGUUGCAUGUAGGGGAGCUACCUCAAGCAUUUAUUGAAUAAUUUUUCCAAACAAGGAGGUUUACUAUGAGGGAUUCUGAUGCCACCUCUAAAAAUAGUUUUAGAAAUGUUUUUCCACUUUUUUACAAGGGGAAAUCUAACAAGAAAGAAUAACGGAACAGCUAUUAAAAAAAAAAACAAUGAGAGUAUACAGCCCCAUUUCUAGCCCCUAUGAGGACUGUUUAUAUUUUGUACCAUGUGCUUGGAUUGCCAUGAGGUUACCCAGUGUAUUUUUUUUUUUUUUUUUUUUGAGACAGAGUCUUGCUUUGUUGCCAGGUGCCAGGCUGGAGUGCAGUGGCGCAAUCUUGGCUCACUUCAAUUUCCACCUCCGGGGUUCAAGCAAUUCUCCUGCCUCAGCCUCCUGAAUAGCUGGGACUGCAGGCACAUCCACCACGCCCAGCUAAUUUUUGUAUUUUCUGUAGAGACGGGGUUUCACCAUGUUAGCCAGGAUGGUCUAGAUCUAUUGACCUCGUGAUCCACCUGCCUCAGCCUCCCAAAGUGCUCAAUUACAGGCAUGAGCCACCACACCUGGCUUGCACAUCUUUUGUUACAAUAUUUUCCUUUUUUUUUUUUUAGUGCUCUGCCAGUUUUACUUUGGAAGAUAAAUGAGAUGUAUAAUUCUCAUUCCUUUGCCAUUUUUCUGUAAAUCUAAAACUAUUCCAAAACAUAAAGUUAGAAGGUGGUGGGGGGAGAGAGAGAGACUGAUUUUUUUCUUUUCUUUUUUUUUUUGAGAUGGCGUCUUACUCUGUUGCCCAGGCUAGAGUGCAGUAUCUCAAUCUUGGCUCACUGCAACCUCUGCCUCCCACGUCUCAGUUCAAGCAAUGAGAGACUGAUUUAGAACCCGCUUCUGGGCACUGAAGCUGCCCAUACCCCUUACCAAUACUGGAGAGUUUUCCCCAGUGAACCUUGGCAGACAUAGGACAGGGUAGAGAUGGUGGCUCCUUGGGUUGAUGUAAGUUUAGGGAUUUGGAUUAGGGGUAGGUUUCCUACUCCUGCCAUUUAUAGUUCCCCCAGGGGUUUAGUUUCUGUCCCCUCUACUACAAACGCAAAUACAAAUACAAAGCUCCCUCCUCUCUGUGCUCUGUAGAGUGAUAACUUUUUCCUUCUGCCUCCCCUCCAAUUCCUCUUCGGAGAUUCUAUAGCCCAGGCUGUGAAGUGCAGGGACAGGGAUGUGGGGCUGGAGAGACAUGCGGACUGAGGGAGGGCGGAUAUUCAGGUGACUGAGAGGAGGGUUCAGCCCCUAGAAAUCCUUUUUAUGGAAGGCACCAUAAUCUACCGCUACAGGUCCUUGGACGCUGAGAUGGAAGAUGGCACUGGUGGCCGACUCUGAGUGUGCUGCCUAUGAGUUCGUAAAAACAGACAAGAAAAUGCCACUGGCAAAGUCUGGCUCUAUAGGGUAAUAUGAAGGUAGGGGACAGCACAAGCAUUUUUGCUGAAUCUAGUUCCUCCUCAUUUCCCAGCAGCUGUGAGUGAACAAUCAUCUCAAAAGGAGUUGUCACUGUCCUUCUGUCCACGUCCUAGCAUUGUUUCCCUCAGGGUUCGUGAUGUAGUGGAAAAGACUCCUAGGAGUCAAGAGACUUUUAUCUCAAACCCUGACUUUACCGUCACCUCCCUGGUGGUUUUGGGCAAAUCACUCUCAUUCUACAUAAAGUAAGAAGUUGAACAAGAUGGUCUAAAGAUCCCUUCCAUCUAAAAAGUUUAUUUUCUAUGAAGAGAGUGACUAUAUUUUUUGUUUUUGCCUCCCAGCAUCAAGCACAGUGUCUGGCACACAGUAGGGUUCAGGGAAUGCUGUGAUUAGUGAGAGAAUGAAUGAAUGAAUGAAUGAAUGAAUGAACAAAAUGCUAGACAAAUGAAGUUCUUAGACAUGGCCAGCUGGUGGCAUCACCUCUCUACAUAACUACAAGGGAGUGUUGAUAGUCUCAGACCAAGGGAAAGACAUAGGACUAGAAACGGUAAAAAGGUAAAGAAACGGUCAGAGGAUCAGAUGUUUGAAAUGAAUAACAGAACCCUGGAAUUCUGGCCCACUUUCUUUUCUCUAUGCCAAUAAAGAAAAUAAGUUCAAAGCAUGAAGCAGUUUUAUUUUUAUUUUGGGAGAUGGAGUCUCACUUUGGUACCCAGGCUGAAUACAGUGGCACAGUCUUGGCUCUUUGCAACCUCCAUCUCCGGGUUUAAGCAAGUCUCCUGCCUCAGCCUCCAGAGUAGCUGGGACUAUAGGUGCAAGCUGCCAUACCCGGCUAAUUUUUGGCAUUUUAGUAGAGAUGGGGUUUCACUGUGUUGCCCAGGCUGGUCUCAAACUCCUGAGCUCAGGGAAUCUGCCCACCUUGGCCUCCCAAAGUGCUAGGAUUACAGGCGUGAACCACUGCGCCUGGAUUUUUUUUUUUAGAUGGAGUUUCACUCUUGUUGCCCAGGAUGGAGUGCAAUGGUGUGAUCUCAGCUCACUGCAAUCUCCACCUCCCAGGUUCAAGUGAUUCUCCUGCCUCAGCUUCCUGAGUAGCUGGGAUUACAGGCAUGUGCUACCAGGCCUGGCUAGUUUUGUAUUUUUAGUAGAGAUCAGGUUUUUCCAUGUUGGUCAGGCUAGUCUUCAACUCCCAACUUCAGGUGAUCCACCCGCCUCAGCCUCCCAAAGUGCUGGGAUUACACACCCAGCCAAGCAGUUAUCUAAACUGCCAGACUGGCAAGGUGAUUCUGAGUGGGCAGAGAAGUAGACAUAGCCCCAAGAGACAGAGUGAUGACACAAUCACACAGAAGCAGCCCAUAAGGCCAGGAGGUAGCCUCUGGGGUUCACCUGACCUCGGGGGCUGGGCACUCCCCUUCUGCCACCCUGUUCAGACUCAUCCCUGGUUAGAAAGCCCCAACAUGUUGGCACCCAGCCUGGAUCACUCUCACCUCUGGGUUUCUCCUGUGCAUUCACAAAGCCCACUGCUGAUUUAUUCUCGCAAAGAGCCCCUCUCUUCCCCCAGCACUGCAAGGGAACUGGAUAUUGAACGUUACCUUAAUUAGCUGGCAGAGGGGAAGAAGGUGCUGAGUAUGUUGGAAUCCUUGAGAAAGCCUUACUCUUUUACCUACCCACCUCCUGCCUUCUCUUUGUCCCCGCCACAGCUCCUUCUGCAGUAGGUAGAGAUGUGGCAAUAAAAAGGAAGGGCCCGAUGAAGCAUUUUUUCCCCCAGUUAUGAUUGAGAUCAUGGGGAGACAGGAUGAGGUGUGGUGAGGGCUUAUCUCAGGAUCCUUAGCUCUGACAUGGAGUUUGCAGGAGAGAGUGGGGGGAUCACUCAGCUCUGUCCACUGACUAGAGCAGGAAAGGGGGAAAGGAUGGUGACAGACGUUAGCAGGAAUAUUCAAUUAUCAGGAGCAGGAACAGAACUGAGGGCAUGCCCAGGUCCACACAGGCCCUCACAGGCUCAGUGUUCCCCGUGGGGAGGAAACAGGAAGCUGUGACUUCCUCUCUCCUUUCCCUCCCUGCUCUUAGCCUCAAGGUCACUGCUGUGGAGAUGAAUUCCAACCUGUUUUAGUUGGCACUGUUCCCUGGGCAUGGUAAUAGCUACUCAGUACCCUUCUGCCACAAACACCCCAAAGUUCUCCUUUGAAAUAUUCACACAAAGACAUAUAAAUCACACGUAUUCUCUCAUUUCAUCACGCCACUCCUGUGAAGCAGACUUAUCUGAAAAUUUUAAGCAAGAAAACAAGCUCAGGGAAUCAAAGGAACACUCCUAGUCACACAGCUAGUGAGUAGCAGGUCUGAGACUCUGCAGCCUCUGUGGUCUCCUCUCUCAGACACCCAUGUUGAUUCCCUGUCUCGAUACCACCUCCCAGGCCCCUUCCUUUGGGCCCUAAGGGAACACUUGCUGCAGAGGAGGGAGGCCUCUGCACGCUGUUAGGAACAGAGGCAGCUCUAGUUUGGUUCCUGUCAUCUCUGGGACAGGGAACCUCCAGCUUUCUCCCUGGGGUGGAGGCUUGGGGCUGUCCUCCAUAGUGGGGUAACUCUCCCUUCUCCCCUCCCUCUCUGCCAUUUAGAGUGCUUCUUGCAGGCAGGCGCAUGCGCAUAUACCUUAGGGUUCAGGCUCUUCCUCACCCUGCCCCACCCACCACCAAUCUUGACCGACAGGGACGUGGUGGGUUGUCCUGUCCACACCCCUCCCUCUGAGGUGUGGGCGUGGGCCAGCACUCACCAGAGGCCCCAGAGAAGCACUUAGUUCUAGAGCCUCCUGCUGAGAGCCUGCAGUGGCCUCUGCCAGUCUGGCAGGUACUUGCAGAUCUCUCUGCUCAGCACCACCAAUCUCUGAUGCCCUGCGAUGCCCACACUCAAUACUUCUGCCUCUCCACCCACAUUCUUCUGGGUCAAUGCCUCCGGAGGCAGGGUGCCAAGUGCUGAUGGUGCUGCAAUGCCUGUCGAAUUCCUAGUCCUGAGGGUCAUGGUUGCCCUGGCCUAUGGGCUUGUGGGGACCAUUGGCUUGCUGGGAAAUUUGGCAGUGCUGUGGGUACUGAGUAACUGUGCCCGGCGAGCCCCUGGCCCACCUUCAGACACCUUCGUCUUCAAUCUGGCUCUGGCGGACCUGGGACUGGCACUCACUCUCCCCUUCUGGGCAGCUGAGUCGGCACUGGACUUUCAUUGGCCCUUCGGAGGUGCCCUCUGCAAGAUGGUUCUGACGGCUACUGUCCUCAACGUCUAUGCCAGCAUCUUCCUCAUCAUGGUACUGAGUGUUGCUCGCUACUGGGUGGUGGCCAUGGCUGUGGGGCCAGGCACCCACCUCUCACUCUUCUGGGCCCGAAUAGCCACCCUGGCAGUGUGGGUGGCAGCUGCCCUGGUGACGGUGCCCACAGCUGUCUUUGGGGUGGAGGGUGAGGUAUGGGGUGUGCGUCUUUGCCUGCUGCGCUUCCCCAGCAGGUACUGGCUGGGGGCCUACCAGCUACAGAGGGUGGUGCUGGCUUUCAUGGUGCCCUUGGGUGUCAUCACCACCAGCUACCUGCUGCUUCUGGCCUUCCUGCGGCGGCGGCAACGGCGGCGGCAGGACAGCAGGGUCGUGGCCCGCUCUGUCCGCAUCCUGAUGGCUUCCUUUUUUCUCUGCUUGUUUCCCAACCAUGUGGUCACUCUCUGGGGUGUCCUGGUGAAGUUUGACCUGGUGCCAUGGAACAGCACUUUCUAUACUAUCCAUACAUACGUCUUCCCUGUCACUACAUGCUUGGCUCACAGCAACAGCUGUCUCAACCCUGUGCUGUACUGUCUCCUGAGGCGGGAGUCCCGGCAGGCUCUGGCAGACACCUUCAGGGAUCUGCGAUCCAGGCUGUGGCCCCAGGGUGGAGGCUGGGUGCAAUAAGUGGCUUUAAAGCAGGCAGGCAGGUGGUGGGUCGCCAGCAACCCCCUGGAGUGCGGCCCUUCAACCCUGCUCACCAACCUGGACAGAAGGACACCGGGGUGAAGGGCGCAAGCUGAAUACACUCCUCUUUCUGAGAUCCACCAAGUGUAGGAUACUUGAGUCCUGGGAAGAAGCUGCCCCCUCUGCCAGGCUGCAGCACCCUCGGAGAAAAAUCUCAUCUUUGAUCCCCAAUUCUGCGUGUGGUGAAUGGGGGAGGCGGGGGCCCAGAUCAGAGCUGGGUGUGACAAAGCUUACGUCUUUAUUAGGAGAUGGGAAAGAAGAGGAUCUGAGAAUAAACCUCUGGAUUAUCCACCAAUUGUUUGACCUUUUAUCCCAGUUCCACCUCCAGUUCAGUGUGGAACAAAAGGAUUCGUUGCUCUAUUUCUGCCUUCUGCAGUAAUUCCCAGGAAAACUUCCCUAAGGGUUCCAGGCUAAUGAAUCAGAGGUCAGUGCCCAUCUCCCUCUGCCUGUACCCCCCACCUCAAAACAGAGUAUCCCUUGUCUUUCUCUGGUAUCAAGGCCACAAAUACCCUCUUCCCCUGUCCCCACCUUACCAUCUCAGUGGUGACCACAGAAACUUGCUGCCUACAGAGGCCUCAGCUGCAGAAACUAUAGUUCCCCUAAAGGAAUACCAGGUGUGGGAUAUUGCUGAAAUUCCCAGCCCUGGGUGUAAAACCCUGGUGCUGACGGGAGUGCCUGUGUUUCUCCCUUUAAAUCAGGAUUUGAAAGGAGAAGAUAAUGACAAGUCAAAGACAUGGGUGGAGUGAACGCAGGUGAGAGAUUAAAAGGGGGGCAACUGGGAGAACAGGCUGCAGGUGGAGUCAGAAAAGUGGAAACCUCAGAAAGUGGUGCUAGUCCUUGUCCCUGCCUCAGAGUAUCAAUCUGUCAGAGCACCUGGAUGCACACCUUUACCUCCAGCAAAUUACUUUACCUUUGUACCUCACUGUUCUCCCCUGUAAAACGGGCUACUGAAGAUUUAACAGCCGGGCAUGGUAGCUCACGCCUGUAAUCCCAGCACUUUGGGAGGCCGAGGCGGGCGGAUCAUGAGGUCAAGAGAUUGAGACCAUCCUGGCCAACAUGGUGAAACGCUGUCUCUACUAAAAAAUACAAAAAUUAGCUGGGCAUGGUGGCAUGCGCUUGUAGUCCCAGCUACUCGGGAGGCUGAGGCAGGAGAAUUGCUUGAGCCCAGGAGGCUGAGAUUGCAGUGAGCCAAGAUUGCACCACUGCACUCCAGCCUGGUACCUGGCGACAGAACAAGACUGUCUCAAAAAAAAAAAAAAAAAAAAAAAAGAUUUAACAGUGACAUAUACUGUUAACUAUUAUUCUUACAUCCUGUGUAAAAUGGAGACAGAGAGAAGGGAGGAAAUAAGGGUGCAGCUGGGAGAUCAUGAUGGGGAACCAUGUCUCAUCUGGAAUGGUUUUAUGUGUUCCAAAGUGGGGUAUAAUGAAAGCUUCACAUAAACAAGUAAGAAAGGCUGGGUAUGGUGGCUCACGCCUGUAAUCCCAGCACUGUGGGAGGCUGAGGCGGCUGGAUCACAAGGUCAGGAGCUUGAGACCAGCCUGGACAACAUGGUGAAACCCCAUCUCUACUAAAAUACAAAAAAUCAGCUGGGCGUGGUGGCAGGCGCCUGUAGGCUGAGGCAGGAGAAUCGCUUGAAACAGGAAGGUGGAGGUUGCAGUGAGCCAAGACUGUGCCACUGAACUCCAACCUGGGCAAAAGAGCGAAACUCUAUCUCAAAAACAAAUACAAGAAAAACCUCAGAGCUUGACCCCAAGCCUCUCUUGAAGGUGGUGUGUUACCAGGUCUGCAGGAUAGGGGGCUCCUCUGUGGUUCCUAUACUGAGACACACCAGUGAUAAAGGUCAGCCAUCAGAAGGGUUUUCUGGGAGGCAGCCUCUAGAAAGGAGGAAGGCAGAGGGAAGAUGGGGUAGAACUCCCACUUUCACUGCCCCCUCCUCAGGCUCUCUGGCAUGUCUUGGAACCCAUGAGGACACAGGGUGCUCAGGCUCCUGGGGCAGCAGCCGGGAGCAGUGCCACCUUAUUAAGUGCGGAGCCCCCUGUGAGGGGGGAAGCCACAGUGCCUACAGGUGUCCCCUGCCCCAGUUCCUUUAAUUGCUGGGCAGAGGCGGCUCCAAAGAGGCACCCAAUUCACAACAGAUUAAGCAAUGUGAAGGUAACUUAAUUAGCCUCGUUUAAUUUCCUCUUGUUGAUGAUGUUUAGCUCCAAAACUCCAGGUCUAUUCCUAGCCCAUGAAGGCAAUGGAAAAUCCUCCACCUAAGCAACCGUCUUCCCACCCCAACAGCUCCUCUGACGCCCUUGCUAGGCUCCGGAUAUUGGCUCCCCUGGGGGCAUCUCUGCUUUAUGGGCCCUGGAGGUAAAUAUUGACAAAGUGUACACAGGUUCAAGUCAGAGAUGAAUGCUCUUGGUGGGGAGGAGGAGGAGGAGGGUGCAGCUGGAUGGAGAAGGGAGGGCUGGGCAGAGCGGGCAGCCGGGAGCUCCUCUUGGAAUGGAAAGACAGCAAUGUUUUGGUGAGAACAUGGGCCCUGGGGCUCCCUAGAACACAAAGCCAGAUGGCUUUGAAACUUCAGCAGGAGGGACAGAGGUUAAGACUGUAGGUUCCCAAAAGCGGGUUAGGGAGGGGGCAGGGGACACAAUGGUUCAAGAUGUGAGGAAGGGACCUAGCUCUCAGGAGCAGCCGCAUCAGACGAGUUUGUGCCCACGUUCUGGGGCUGAAGAUGUUUAUGUGUGGUGGGCAGGGGUUGGUAACGUGGUGGCAGAAGGGACAGCACUGCUGGGAAGAAAGCAGCGGUGGACUUCGCACCCACUCUGGGCUGUGUCUCCAGGUUUCUGUGUUCUCUUCUGACCAGCAUCUCUCACUGGACCUGUGGAGGAUUCUGGGAGAACCCGCAUUCCCCCUUUUUGGUGGACUCUGCAUGCUAUCUAAUAUCGCCACCCCACCCUCACCUACCUUCCUUUCCCACCUAAAGGUUCUACCUUCACAGCGCUGGGUCUGAGCUGCUUCCAGCUGACCUGGCAGGCAGCUGCUGAGCCCUGUGUCUAUGUGGGUGAAACCUAAAGCCCUGAUAUUUGUAGGCAGAAUAGCCAAGGGAGAAAAGUGGUGGACUAGAACUAAGAAGGCUGGUGAGGAGGCUCAAGCCUGUAAUCCCAGUACUUUUAGAGGCCCAGGCGGGCAGAUCACCUGAGGUCAGGAGUUCAAGACCAGCCUGACCAACAUGGAGAAACACCAUCUCUAUUAAAAAUACAAAAAUUAUAGGCUGCACACGGUGGCUCAUGCCUGUAAUUCCAGCACUUUGGGAGGCCGAGGUGGGCGGAUCAUGAAGUCAGGAGUUCGAGAGCAGCCUGAUCAACCUGGUGAAACCCCAUCUCAAAACAAAAAAAAACCUGGGUGCAGUGGCUCACCCCUGCAAUCCCAGCACUUUGGAAGGCCGAGGUGACAGGAUCAUGAGGUAAGGAGUUGGAGAGCAGCCUGGCCAACAUAGUGAAACCCUGUUUCUACUAAAGAUACAAAAAUUAGCUGAGCAUGGUGGCACGUGUCUGUAAUCCCAGCUACUUGGGAGGCUGAGGCAGGAGAAUUGCUUAAACUUGGGAGGCGGAGGUUGCAGUGAGCUGAGAUUGUGCCAUUGCACUCCAGCCUGGGCAACAAGAGCAAAACUCCAUCUAAAAAAAAAAAAGCGGGUUCCUUCCUGGCCUGGCAAGCAUUGUGCACCUAGGUUUCCCUGCAUGUAAAAUGAGAACAAUUCCCCAUUCUCAGGAUCCUGGUAAUGGCUGAGAAAGCACCUUGUAAAGGUUUUGUGCUGGAGAAUGAGUUACAGAAGGGGAGGGUGCUGGCUACUCCCCCAGCCUGCUUCCCACAUGAUUUCAAUUCCUCUUUCUAGCUGAGGGCCUGAGCCCCAUUCUCCUAAUCCGACCCCAUGGGGGUAUGAACUUGUACCUGCAUUUAUACACAACCCUAGACUCUCCCCUCCUUCCCUCCCCACAAAGCCCCAAAGUAAGUACCAACCGAACAGGAAGUAAAACUAGCUAAAAAGAAGAACUGAAACCAGCUCAUCUCUCACUGCCUCUCAAAGAGGCCAAGUCAAGGAGCAGCUCCUGUGAGGGGCAACCCCAGGGCCCGAUGCCAUGGAGACGAACAACGGCAGGUGGGGGCUGGAUCUGACAAUGAAUGAGGCUGGGGACCUGGGCAAUAGGUGGAGGCGAUGGCUGAGCAUGGCCUACAAAUACAAUGGUCACACAUUUCCUGAUAGCGCAAUUCCCAACAUCGGAACCUGUGUGCCCUCUUUGUUUUCAUCCUUGUACUGGUACAUUAAAAAACCAAAAGCAGAUUUUCAGUGGUUACUUUUGUUAGUGCCCCCCUCUUCAGCGAGGCAGAGGCUGUCCUUUCUGUGAGAGAAAAAGGCCCCUUUCAGAGGAACGGUCACUGCCCGGCUCUCUCCUAUCAUCCUCCUCAGAACCGGCAGACAUUACGGGAAACAGUACCUUGUGGAGUUCCAGGUUUUUAAUUUUCCCUGAUUUUUUUUUUAAACAACCAAAUUGGCAGGAAAAAAAAAAAACAAAACUGGGGCUGGUCGGCAUUUGAGGGCAGGGGUUCCACUGAAAAAUCCCCCAAAUUCACGCUGAGGUUUCAGGUCAUGGUUGCUGAGGUGGAAGAUGAGGUCAGGGCUCCUGGAAAUGUCCCAACCCACCCUAGAACUUGUUUCCAAAUGGCUGGGGAAGAGGUCAGUAUAGGUCCCCCCGUUACUGCAGAUGAA
Molecule: messenger RNA, 13446 nt
Organism: Callithrix jacchus (white-tufted-ear marmoset)
Lineage: Eukaryota; Metazoa; Chordata; Mammalia; Primates; Cebidae
Source: RefSeq, a predicted model, not a curated record